Molecule: messenger RNA, 1981 nt
Organism: Phacochoerus africanus (Common warthog)
Lineage: Eukaryota; Metazoa; Chordata; Mammalia; Artiodactyla; Suidae
Gene: ZBTB8A
Product: zinc finger and BTB domain containing 8A
Exons: 5
Coding region: 309-1634 (441 amino acids)
Biological process (GO): regulation of transcription by RNA polymerase II
Molecular function (GO): DNA-binding transcription factor activity, RNA polymerase II-specific; RNA polymerase II cis-regulatory region sequence-specific DNA binding; protein binding
Source: RefSeq, a predicted model, not a curated record
CGUUGCCCCUUUAAUUGUGUCCCCAGCCCUCGGGCGUUUCUGUCCAACGCCCACGUCAGCAAAUACCUUUUGUUUCUCUCACGUUGGGGCUACUUGUUUUAGGGCGCAAAGGAACGGCUUCAAGAGGGGGUAUUUCCCCUGCCGGGAACCGGGAAUCUUCCCCCAGCCCGCGCGCGCGACCCGCCGGUGCGCCGCGGCCCGCGGAAAAGCCUUCAUAUACAGACUGUGUUUAACUUGGAUUCUUCCCCUUUUUACUCCACUCAAUCGACUUAGCAGGGUUUCAAGAGCAGCAUUUAUAAAUUCCCAGAAUGGAGAUCUCCUCUCAUCAGUCUCACCUCCUCCAACAACUGAAUGAGCAGCGCAGGCAAGAUGUAUUUUGUGAUUGCAAUAUUCUGGUUGAAGGAAAAGUCUUCAAAGCCCAUCGGAAUGUAUUAUUUGCUAGUAGCGGCUACUUUAAAAUGCUUCUUUCGCAGACUUCCAAGGAAACGAGUCAGCCGACCACCGCGACGUUUCAGGCUUUCUCUCCCGACACUUUUACCGUCAUCCUGGACUUCGUCUACUCUGGUAGGCUCUCUCUCACGGGUCAGAAUGUCAUAGAAGUGAUGUCAGCUGCUAGCUUCCUUCAGAUGACUGAUGUCAUCAGUGUUUGUAAGACCUUUAUUAAAUCUUCGCUUGACAUCAGCGAAAAAGAAAAAGAUCGCUAUUUCAGCCUCUCCGAUAAAGAUGCCAGUUCUAAUGGUAUAGAACGUUCCUCUUUUUAUAGCGGUGGCUGGCAAGAUGAAAGCAGUUCUCCACGCUCUCACCUGAGCCCCGAUCAAGGGACGGGUAUAAUAAGUGGGAAAUCUUGGAGUAAGUAUAAUUACCAUCCAGCCCCCCAAAGGAAUACUCAGCAACCUCUGGCCAAGCAUGAACAAAGGAAAGAGUCCAUGAAAAAGUCCAAACAUUUGAGGUUGUCACAGCCUUCUGAAACGACUCAGUAUAAGUCAAGCAAACGAGAAGCUCGAACAUCUGAUUCUUCCAGCCACAUUUCCCAGUCUGAAGAGCAGACACAGAUGGAUGCGGAAAUGGACUCUACUCCUGUUGGCUAUCAGUACGGUCAAGGAGCUGAUGUCACAUCAAGAAGUUUUCCAGAUGACCUGCCCAGGAUGAGGUUCAAGUGCCCGUAUUGCACACAUGUGGUGAAGCGGAAGGCAGACCUCAAGCGGCACCUUCGUUGUCACACAGGAGAAAGGCCUUACCCCUGUCAAGCUUGUGGGAAAAGAUUUAGCCGGCUAGACCAUCUAAGUAGCCAUUUUCGAACAAUUCACCAGGCAUGCAAACUCAUCUGCAGAAAAUGCAAACGCCAUGUGACUGAUCUAACAGGUCAAGUGGUACAGGAAGGAACCAGGCGCUACAGACUCUGUAAUGAGUGCCUUGCUGAAGUUGGCAUAGACAGCCUUCCCAUUGAUUUGGAAGCUGAACAGCAUCUUAUGUCCCCAUCAGAUGGAGAUAAGGAUUCCAGAUGGCACUUGGGAGAAGAUGAGAAUAGAUCAUACGUGGAGAUUGUAGAGGAUGGGUCUGCUGAUCUGGUCAUACAACAGGUUGAUGAUAGUGAAGAAGAAGAAGAGAAGGAAAUAAAGCCCAACAUCAGGUAGCUGAAGGUGAACCAACAGAGGUGGCAUGUCUGCAACUUACAUUAACUUCCGUUUCUCUCUCUUUCCGUGGUCAGAGUCUGGUGAACAGAUCAUCAGACUGACCUAAAAGUAAUGACCUGAUAUCAUUUGCAUGCUUUCUGAACAGGCCAUUGUAUUCAUUCUGAACCUUGAUGCCCUAAAAUCUGUUGCUGCACUGGAAAGAAAGACCUAGCUUGAGUUGGCAUGAUGGAUGAACAAUUAAUCCUCUUACUUUUAUUACAGAGAUACCUUUUUUUUAAACAUUGGAAGAUCGACUUAGCAAAUUUUUUUCAAAGAAAAUAUUUUAAAUAAAUUCACCACAAUCAAAC